This is a messenger RNA of Sphaerulina musiva SO2202, 4548 nucleotides long. RefSeq lists its product as uncharacterized. The transcript is spliced from 2 exons. Gene Ontology annotation, biological process: DNA-templated transcription; regulation of transcription by RNA polymerase II. Bases 622 to 3834 code for a protein of 1070 amino acids. The record is from RefSeq and is a predicted model, not a curated record. NCBI's taxonomy places the organism in Eukaryota, Fungi, Ascomycota, Dothideomycetes, Mycosphaerellales, Mycosphaerellaceae. Gene Ontology annotation, cellular component: chromatin. Gene Ontology annotation, molecular function: zinc ion binding; RNA polymerase II cis-regulatory region sequence-specific DNA binding; DNA-binding transcription factor activity, RNA polymerase II-specific.
CAACCACAAACACAGCCACGACCACGACCACGACCACCACAACGACCACCACCUCCUCCACCACCACCACCAUUUGUCUCGGCGACAGUGACCCAACUAGAACCUGACUGGACGGCUGUGAGGCACGACCACCAGUGUCAUCACAUCAUCACAGCACCUCUGGGCCCCGCGUCGGACCACUCCCAGGGCUGCACCUGCAAACGACGACCGACGCAACAAGUAGUGAGGAUUUCUUCGCAGGCCCUUCCGACUUUUUACCAAGCGGCCUUGGCGCUGAGCUAGGACAUUUCGUCUGCCGCCCGCUGCGAUCUCCGUCAACCACGCGCCGACAUCCACCAGCAUCAGCUUCCCAUCUGCACUGCACAUACGCCCAGACUACUCGUCGUCGUCGUCGAGUACGGCGCGCACUGCCUGUACAGUACUCGCAUCGUUCAAUUGUCGCCUGCUAUCGUGCUGCGCUGGAUCCUGUCUGCCUCUCUCCACACCACGGUGAAAUUCCUCCACAGCGGCAUCAGCCAGUCGGGACGCGCUUCCGAUGAAUGCGCUUCACCACUACUGAGCAUACUCUGUAGUGCCCCCCGCUGGCAGUCCCCACCACCUCCCGCCAGUUCCAUAAGCAGUAUGGAUACCAACCAGUAUCAACAACACGCCUACGCGUAUGGCCAGAGCAAUGGGCACAACACCAACUCGCCUGCCGCCCAGCAGCAACAGCAGCAGUCGUCUGCGCCAGGCCAAGCGCCCACUCUUCCACCUCUUCAACAGCAAGCCGGUCAGAAUCAGAAUGGCGGCUACUCUUUUGGUAACCUGUCCUAUGGCCAGCCCGGUAGCCAGUCCUCGACGCCAACGACACCGCACAACCCUUCGAUGCCAGGCGCGCAACAACAGCCGCAUCCGUAUCCUCAGCACAUGUCUCCGACUGCUACGACAGGCAGCAUGGCACCACCCUCCGGCUACGCGAACCCGUACAACCCAGCUUUGCUGUAUCCAUCGUCGAGCGCAUCAGCCAUGCCGGCCACCACGUCCGCCCUGCUGCCGAACAUUCGUCCCAUGCCACCAGGUGGUAUGAUGCAGGGCAAUCUCCCGAGUCUCGCACAAGCAGGUCAGCAGCUGGGUCAGAUGGGACAGGCUCCAUCAUUCAUGCAGGAUGAGCAGCAGCCCACUCAUGUCGUGGGCUCCCAGGGACGACGUGGCAUACUCCCCAGCGCUCCAGGCAGGCCCAACCCGCCAGCUCAAGGUACGGGUACGGCUGCGAAGAGCAUGAUACCCCAGAAGGACGCCGACGGCAAGUAUCCAUGCCCACAUUGUAACAAGACCUAUCUGCACGCGAAGCACUUGAAGCGUCACCUUCUUAGACAUACUGGUGAUCGUCCGUACAUGUGUCAUCUGUGCAAGGAUACGUUCUCUCGCUCGGACAUUCUCAAGCGACAUUUCCAGAAGUGCUCGUUACGAAGGGGCAAUCCGACUGGCGCUAAUCACCUCGCCCAUCAGCGGCGAAACACGAACAAUGGAAGCAGGCUGUCCAUCAGUCAGCAAGAUGGCCCAAUCGGCCUAGCAGGUAUGCCUGAUGUGAAUGGCGCGAACAACUCGUACAAUGCCAACGUUGUGGGUAGCAGUCCCAAUAAUGUCAAUGGAGACCUAUCUGCCCGAUCCUCAAGAGCCAACAGCUUAAUAGGCACUGGCAACCUGAGUCAGCGCACCAGUCUUGCUGGUCUGGGAAUACUUGGCUCGAACACGCAAGGGGCGGACCAAGGCCACCAAACGUCUGCCCCUUAUCAACCUGGCAUCCACACGUAUGCCAUGCAAAACGCCCAGCAUGCCCAGAACGGCAGUCACUUGCAACACUCGUAUCCCUUUCAGCAACCACCACAAAUGAACGGCAAUGUCUAUCACGGACACCAAGCUCAGCAGCAACAAGAGCAACAGAUGUCUUUUUUAGGCCAGCAGAGCUCGCGCUUCGCCAACAGCCAGGUGAACAACCAUCAGCAGAUGCCAAGCACUAGUGGUAACGGUGUCGAUUGGACCCGUGUGUUUACACAAGGUGGCCAGGAUGGCUUCAUCGGUAGCCAUUCUGCGAACGCGAGCUCGCAAGGAAAUACUCAAAUCAAAACCGAACCAGACACGAAGCAAGACUACUCCGUAUCCCAUGACUUUAACAACGAGUCUUUUUUAGGUAGUCUUUACUCUCACCCGGGUGGCUUUGGAGGUGAGAUGACGGAUCACGGGAUCCCUGGAUUUCCCAAUUGGGGCAUGAACGACCCCCUUCAGGCCAAGGUCGACAGCCUUCUCCGACACUGUUUCCCCAAUGGCGUUGAACAUCUACAGAAUCAUCAGGCAGCUCUGCUGUUGCAAAGUGUUCUGAAGGUCGACAGGCUCAAGCACUUCGCCGAGCACUACACGUCGUUCCAUGGACAUUGGCCAAUCUUGCACAUGCCCACCUUCAAAUUGACGGACGCGAAUAACAAUCUUGUCCUUGCGAUGCUUUGCAUAGGCGCCGUGUACAGCCCGGAAAUUGGCGUUCAUCAGACUCGCCAGCUCAUGGAGUUUGUCAAAGCUACUGUCUACGCAAACUGCAGCAUUUACACUCGCACUGUGAAUGGUCAGACCGAAGGCCUUGGCGACCAGGCAUCUGAGGUGGAGGAGCUGCAAGCACUGUCAAUGCUGCAGACCACUUUCACGUGGCAUGGGGAUGCAUCGCAGAGGCAGAGUGCACGGGCCGAGUUCCCCAUGCUGGUGCGCAUCGCCAAAGCCAUGAAAUUGUGCGACUCUGCCCCUGUUGGCCACCAGUCCUACAGCUUCUUGCACAACACUCGACAGCCGCAAGCAAACCGGUAUCAGACUCAGAACUGGAAUUGGCAGUCUUGGCUUGAGCAAGAGAAGCGCAAUCGUGUGCUGUACCAGAUUAUGGUCACUGACGCCGCAGUGGUGAUGUUCUUCAACCAUACGCCGAUGUUUGAUCCUCUCGAGAUUCACCUGAUGCUUCCCGCGGAUGACGCUGCAUGGGAUGCUACCAGCUCCCAAGAAUGUGCCAACGCCCUUGGCCUCAACGGAUCGCAAGCGCAGAGCAAGAACGUCACUGGUACUCGGAAGUCGGUGCAGCCGAGCAUGCACGACGCCAUGCGCACACUGCUCGACCCGUACGCGUCGUUUCCACUGGGAGCAACCAAUGCGUACUCCAAGUUCAUGCUCAUACAUUCCCUCAUCAUCCGCAUUUUCAACUGCCAGAGGGCAUUGCUUGGACCAGACCAGCCAUUGCAGCCAUUCACCUUGAACCUGAACGGCAGUGGCCCCGCCACUCCACUGUCGCAGAACGACUGGUUAGAGCAGCACAACGGUGGCAGCAGUCGCCCGCAUAGUGCCGAUAACAGCGGCCAAGGCACACCGACUGAGACACACAGUCCCAAGCAGCAGAAUGCGUCAGCGGCACAACAGGAGAAGAAGCGUCUGGGCCAAGCUCUCGAAAAGUGGAAACGCAGCUGGGAUAAUGACAUGGAGCUUCAGUACCCACCUACCGAUUUCCACCAGCGUCGAUUCGGUUUCAGCCGUGAUGGCGUUCACUUCUUCUUUAUUGGUCGCAGCUUCUUGCAGUCCCAGCUAGCAUCCGACUUUACACUGCCUGCCGACAUGCGCUUCAAGCGCGUGAUGACCUUGCUCAAGCGCAUCAAGAGCAUGGUCGUUGGCGACAAUGAGAACAAGGGUCACGACGUCGGCUCCGUCGGCGACAUUGACGACCAAUACGGGCUCGACAAUCUCACUCUCGACAUGAAGUUGCUCUUCAAGCCGUACAACAGCCAGCUCGACAGUCCUGUAGCUGGUGUGCAAACACAAUCUGUUUAGCUUCAUGAGUGCAUGCAUACCUUUUGCAUUUUACAGAGCGCAUAAAAGUCCAGCGGCAUGGAGGCCUUCAUGUUCAAGGCAUUGACGAGACAUGAGCGUCGACACACUAGACGGCGUUUUUGCUUCAGACGCGCGAACGAAAGCGAUUUGCUUCAUUUGCUUUUUUUAACAAUAACAACAACAACAAGUACCUGAUACGGAGGCUACAGUGAUACGACGCAAGACAGAACAUAACGAGACAUAGACCAUAGAAGGAGCGUGUGUGGGUGGUGCCAGACCUAGGCCAUGACGGGCCUGUACCCGCGAAGAUCAAAAGAGGCGUUUUCAAUCGGAGCAUGGCUACCUACUGUUCCUAUACGUGCAGUAGCAAAGCGAUGGGCGGUGGGAUACGAGUUUCCAACGAAAGCAUGGCGGUGAGGCGAAAGAGGAAUUGUGCUACUAGUAUAGUCUUUUAUGGGCCGCUGAGAGGGAUGGUGCUGGACGGAUGUGAUUAGAACGUUGGGCGCAAGCUUCACGAACUGAGGUCUUCUGACGCCUUUUGACACUGAUAUGCACUUUGCUUCUACAUGGCGAAUCCACAGCGGGUGACAUGGGAGGAACGGGGCAGAGGCUAAGUGUGUUAUAGCAGCUACAAUUGAAAUGGCAGUACCAUGAACAGGAACGAUGUUACAGGAGAAUCAAGCAAUUGCUCGUAGGUAGGAGACGAAGAGUGCA